CGGGUACAAACAUUAGACUUAAAAAAAACGAAGAUCGCUAGCAAAAUUACGCGCCAAACGAACCUAUUCAAAGUGAUUUUUGCGGCUGACAGAUAUGAUGAGUGAAGCGACGCGAUGAAAACGCAAAAUCUUCGAACGAUACUGUUAACGAUAUGCUGCGUAUCUUAUCUCUUGGUCGGCGCGGCAAUCUUCAGCGCCUUAGAAUACGAAGAAGACCAAGAGAUGCGAAAAAAUAUGACAAUUCUUCACAAAACACUGACAAAGAAGUACAACAUCAGCGACGAAGACAUCGGGAAAUGGCUCCAAUAUCUCGAUAGCAAAGCAAACAUAGACGCGGAUCUUUACCAAUGGAGUUUCGCCGGCUCGGUUUAUUUCGCCACCACCGUAAUAACAACUAUAGGUAAGGGUUAACGAGCGCCGGACGCGAAAAAAUUAGCUUGAUUUAAUGCAAUACGCAAGAGCUUUGCAGCAAUUAAUACUGCGGUAUGAAAGAAAGCACCUUAGGACGCGCUCGAGUAGAGGGAAGGCCGGCACUUACACUAGAACCCGUUAUCGUCUUUUAUCAAAGCGAGCGGGUAGUAUCUUAGAAGCAUUAAGUCGUGCUAAAUGUCUAGCAAAGACGAAAAGAUAGCCCUAACCACGCACACUAGACUUAAAAGGGACGCGAUCAAUUGUAACAACCUCGAGCGACACUUAUGUAUAUCGGAACAUGCUUCCUCUGGCAAUUUCCGCGCAAUAAUGUUUAACUGCGAUAAAAGUUACCGGGGAAUUUCCUCUUUGCGAUAAUAAACAAACCCUCGUGAGGUUUAAUCAGCGCUUGUCGAAAGCGGUUUAAGUCGGGAACAGACAGCCCUCUACACCUACACACAGCAUUGUUGUACAAAAAACACAAAGUUGUACAAUGUAAAUACACACUGAUAUGAAGGUUAAGUUUUCCUCUUUGUUCCACAGGUUAUGGACACACGGUGCCAAAGACGAACCGGGGAAAAGUAUUUUGUAUGAUUUAUGCGGCAGUAGGAAUUCCUCUUGCGCUAACGAUGUUUCAGUCAAUUGGCGAGCGUUUGAACACGUUUUUAGCGCAUAUGUUUCGACGAGUGAAGAAAAAGCUGGGAAUGAAGAACACCGAAGUUUCAAAUACAGCGAAUAUGGUGGUUUUAUUCGGUUUGUUCGCUAUGAUGGUCACUGUAUGCCUUGGAGCAUUUAUCUUCCGUUACUACGAGAAAUGGACAUAUUUUAAAUCUCUUUACUAUUGUUUUAUAACUGUAACAACAAUAGGAUUCGGCGACUACGUUGCCUUACAAGACAGCCGAGAGACGCGCUUUGAUCAUACAUACGUGGGUAUCUCUCUUCUUUUUAUUUUCUUUGGACUGACAAUUGUAGGCUCCGUAAUGAAUCAGUUGGCAUUGAGGCUGUUAACGGCAAGUCAAACCAAAGAAACGACAGACCAACUUUUGGUGGAGGGACCGUGUUUAUGCGAAAAAUGCAGUCGCCGGGAAUCUAUCGACAUUUUUAAUCUCUAUCCGAGCGACUUAUCGACCACACUUCUAAAAAACUACGAGGAAGAGAUUGCAUUUACAACGUACAAAGGACUUCAUAGGAAGCGCGCCUCAAUUUAACUAAAGUCUUCGUGUGAUUCAUUCCACACAAGCGGUAACUUUAAAUUAAGCCGCUCGUUUUAUUAAUCAAACUGGUAAGAAAAACUUUCACGAAAUAGAAUAUUUUUCGACUAUGUAAAUUAUAGAACUCAUUUCUUAGUUUGGUCUACGAACACCGCUUGUUUUUUUAGUUAUCAGUAGCGUCGCGAGCGAGCCAAAAUAGGUAUGGGAGUUACUUUAUUGAUAAGCUCGCUCGUUCGGCGUCGGAAAGCCAUGCUAGAGCCGUUUGCAAGAUAAACGAGGAUGGACGCCAAAACAUUGAAAAUUUUAAUUGGCUGUGUAUUUUGUUGUUUGAAAUGCGUUUUUCACAAAAUAGCUUUCUCUUAGCCUAAAACGCUGGCUAAUAAUUUCAAAGGCUAUGGCUUGCAAAGAUAAGGUUCCGAACAAUUUUACAAAGUAAAAUUCAAUCAAACAAAAUGAUUCUGGUCGGUGAUAGCAAAAUCUACCACCUGUUACCGCGCCAUGAAAGUUUAAUUAAUCAUAUCAUUUGUAUGCAGACAGAUUUAUCAUAUGCCAAAAGAAAAAAUUUGUGUACAAGAACUCUUACAAAAACUUCACGGUAAAAAUAACGGCUUUUUAUGUUACCUCCGAUCAGCCUAGAUCGCGAUUAGGGGAGUUAAAGGGGUUUUAAAUACAAGUCAAAUUUGUCGAAAAACGCCCGAUAGUAACAAAAUCGAGAGUUCUUGAUGUGAAUAUUUUAUGACCGGGAUUUUUCGCAUGAAUCACUUCUCCGACGAACAGAAAGGGAAUUUUGUAUCAUUUUGUAUAAGAAAUGAAGUAUUUGCUGUUCCAAUUUCACUACCAAAAACGUGGACUACUCGACGUGAUUCUACAUUUGCUAGUGUAUAUAAAAUUACCCUCCAAUCGAUGUUUGUAAAAUAUAUUUUUUAUAGUACACCAGAAAAAUGCUAGAGUGUUUUCACACUGUAAUCGAGAUGCAAAUAUUUCGUCUACGGAUGCGUUUCUUAAAUACGAAUCUUCUAAAAUAAAUUGCACACAUGUAUUUAAAGCGAGCUUUAGAGCGGAAAAAAAGUGAAAUUAAAACUUUCUACAAAACAAAGGGUAUUGUAGAUUUUGUCUUAAAUUUUUUUCGCUUUUUUGUUUUUUGUUGUGAUCCAUCGGAGGUGAAGAAAGCAUAAAUAGGCAGAGUUCCCGCUAUGCCAUUGAAAUCAUACGUGGCUAAAUCAGCCUGUUUUGAAAUUUAACAUCCUCUUUAAUUUAUUUGAAACUCCCAAAUCCAAACGAGACAUACGAAACGGUUACCACUUGUUUUAAACAACGGCAAAUUUCGAAUUCGUCGCGCACAGAACGCUAACAUACGGGAAAAUUAUGAAUACACACAAUUCCGUCAACAAAAACCCAACAGGACGCUGAAAGCAUUUUCUAAAAAUAUUUAGUACGACAUGAAAAAAAGACAGGUUUUUUUUACCUUCAAAUUACAAGUAGUGUUUUCUUUUUACUUGUGAGAACGUCAAAGAUUUGUAAAUAAGAAAGAUGUACGUGAAUAUCGGCGUUUCAAACUCGAGAAUUUUUUUGUUCAUUGUAAACAGCUUUUCAAGACGGUCUACCGCCCUGAUGAAAAACGUUAAUUACACGCGUUUCUAAGCGUUCACCAUGUCGCUGUGGCAACUGACAUAAAAUGUGUUGCACAAGAGAAAGGAGAAAAAAAUAACUAAUUCUCACAGAGACGAAACAAUACGCUAUGGUUUUUCCUGUUUAGAUCUUCGAAAAUUUAAAGAUCGUUUCGUUAAGAAAUACGCUCAAAAGUUUGAUUUUAAGUGUAAAGCUAAUACGUUUCAAAAUUUUAUACGAAUUCAAUUCUAGAGAUGCGAACAUAAACAUUUCUCAAUGUUUGGCCUUAGCAAAGAAACAAAUGCAAUCAAUAGGUGUAUAUUUUCAUCGGAAAAUACGUUCAGAAAAAGGAGACAUGUUUUCGUAAAAUAUAGUCAAAUGAAACGUUGUUCAAAUUGUAUUUACUACGAAUUUUACUGCUUCAUGCUGACCGACAACUCUUAACUUUCCAUCUAAACGUCUUCCCAUUUUGUCGAUGUCUCAGAGCGCUUUAUUCUGAGCAAUGUUAUUUGCUAUUUUGCAACAUCAAUUAUUCAUCGUCCCAUUUGGAAGAACCCAUGUUUUUACGUAAGAGACAAACAAAGUACAUUUGAGAGAC
Messenger RNA from Pocillopora meandrina, 3825 nucleotides. Lineage: Eukaryota; Metazoa; Cnidaria; Anthozoa; Scleractinia; Pocilloporidae. The record is from the annotation of a GenBank genome assembly.